This is a messenger RNA of Nothobranchius furzeri (turquoise killifish), 1766 nucleotides long. RefSeq names its product calponin 2 (gene cnn2). Gene Ontology annotation, biological process: actin filament organization; actomyosin structure organization. Gene Ontology annotation, cellular component: actin cytoskeleton. Gene Ontology annotation, molecular function: actin filament binding. Lineage: Eukaryota; Metazoa; Chordata; Actinopteri; Cyprinodontiformes; Nothobranchiidae. The record is from RefSeq and is a predicted model, not a curated record.
CAGCAGAACAGACCGGAAGCGUUUGGUUCUGUGCGGAGUUUCAUUGGAAGAGAAAGUCUACAAUAAUUAGGCGCAGGUUUAUAUUCAGCAGUCAGCGCGACGCUGUUAUAAGUACGAAACGAUAACGAUGUCUUCCUUCAACAAAGGCCCGGCUUACGGACUAUCAGCGGAAGUGAAAAACAAGAUUGCACAGAAGUAUGACCCUCAGAAGGAAGAGGAGCUCAUGAUCUGGAUUGAAGACAUCACGGGUCGCUCCAUCGGCCCAGACUUUCAGAAAGGUCUGAAGGAUGGAGUCAUUCUGUGCGAACUCAUUAAUCACCUGCAGCCAGGAUCUGUGAGGAAGAUCAACCAUUCGUCACUGAACUGGCACCAGCUGGAGAACCUGACCAACUUCAUCAAAGCCAUCACGACGUACGGCCUGAAGCCCCACGACAUCUUUGAGGCCAACGACCUGUUUGAGAGUGGAAACCUGACCCAGGUCCAGACCACGCUGCUUGCCCUUGCUAGCAUGGCCAAGACCAAGGGCUGCCAGUCGAGCGUAGACAUUGGGGUGAAGUACGCCGAAAAGCAGGAGAGGAUGUUUAACGAGGAGAAGAUGAAGGCUGGGCAGUGUGUCAUCGGGCUCCAGAUGGGGACCAACAAGUGUGCCAGUCAGGCAGGUAUGAACGCAUAUGGCACCAGGAGGCAUCUAUACGACCCCAAAGCUCACAUCCAGCCCCCGAUGGACAACACCACCAUCAGUCUGCAGAUGGGGACCAACAAGGGAGCCAGCCAGGCUGGGAUGACCGCCCCUGGGACCAGGCGAGCCAUUUACGAUCAGAAACUGGGCACAGACAAGUGUGACAACAGCACCAUGUCCCUACAGAUGGGCUACAGCCAGGGGGCCAAUCAGAGCGGCCAGAACUUUGGCCUGGGAAGACAAAUCUACGAUGCCAAGUACUGUCCCAAAGCCGACGAGCUCGCUGGCGAUAAUGGAGCAGGCAGUGGCCGUGAAUACAUCCCCGAUUACCAGGAUGAGGGUUACCAAGGUUACCAAGAGGGGGAGCAGCUGUACCACGAUGAUGGGACGGAUUACUGAGCUGUGGGUGUUUAAGAGAGCCUCGAGGCAGGCAGGUGUUAUAUUUUUAUAUCACAGGAUGUUGUGCCUUUCUGUUUUGGGUCCAUCCUUUUUUAGUAUUCGUCUUCGGCCCAACACACACACCAUGAACCGUACUUCUGUGAUUCCUCCUCUUUUGUAUAUGAGUACAUAUAUGAAAGCCACCAGUGUGGAUGUGCUCCGUCCUCACUGCGUUACUUCUUUGUGCCAAAGUAACUUUAACUAGUUUCUGCUGACUUGUUUUCCUUUCCGAGUAAAGCUUAGAAACCAGAUGGAGGCUGUUACUUCAGGCAGGCGUUACAGCAGCUGUGUAACGUGGUAACGCAACAAAUCUGUGAAUGCGUCUUCCGUCAGCAUCAUUCCUUUAGUACUGGUCAACACUUUGUUUUGCAGACGAGGAAACUAAAUGGAUUUUGUUAGAACAAAUCUUUUACUUCAGUGUUUUUAUUCGAACUUGACUGGAGAACUGGUUUCUGUGAGAUGGAUGCAGUGGGAGGCUGUUUUUGCUCUUGUGGGACUGCAAACGCGUCCGCUGUGGAAGCCGUCUCUCUACAGCUACAUCACACGGUUUAUUUAACUGACGGGGAACAGACGACCGUCUGCCCUACCCCGACACAACAAUGGCUGUAGGAAACAAAUGUGAUGGUAUAAUAAAUAAAUAUGUGCAUUA